AUGACGGUUCACGUAUUUGGAGCCAUAUCCUCCCCAACGAGCUGCAUCUUCGCCCUCAACAGGACAGCCGAUGACCACCGCAGCCAGUUUCCAGACGUAGCUGAUAGCGUUCGACGGAAUUUCUACGUCGACAAUUAUCUCGACUCUUUCGACUCCGAAGACGAGGUCAUCCAACGGUCCCGCCAAAUGAAGUCACUUCUUCAGCUAGGUGGAUUCAACUUGACCAAAUGGACGUCGUCGUCGAGGACGGUGAUCGCAGUGUUACGAGAAUUCGUCCUCGCGUCACCAGCACUGGAUCUGGACUUGGAUAAACUCCCCGUCGAAAGAACCCUUGGAGUAAUGUGGGACAGCAAGCGAGAUAUGCUGACGUUCAAGAUUCGGAAGCCGCCGAACAACGUGACCCUCACGAAGCGAGCCUUCCUAAGCAUCAUCUCUAGCGUCUAUGAUCCGUUGGGACUGGUUGCACCAGUUAUCUUCACAAUGAAGUCUUUACUCCAAGACAUCUGGACCAACGAAGAACGGAUCGGUUGGGACGACGUCGUACCGGAAAUAUUGAGUCAACGUUUCCAUUGCUGGUACGACCAUACUCAACAGCACCUCCACGUCUUCACGGAUGCAAGCUCCAAAGGGCACGGAGCAGUAGCCUACUUCCGCACUGUAUUCGAAGACCAGUCCGUCAACGUGUCAUUCGUCAUGUCGAAAACGCACGUCACGCCGGUGCAAGGUCUCACGAUUCCACGUUUAGAGCUACAAGUGGUAGUAGAAGGUCUCAACAUCACCCUCACGAUUUGCCGUGAGCUGGAAAUCGAUUUGCGGCAAGGGUAUCGACCCAAAGGAUGCGACGAAUUGAUCUAUUUCCACCGAGGACCUUCGUUCCUGAACUUGGACCCAGCAGAAUACACCUGGGAAGAAAUAACGGAGCCAGAAGAACGGGAUGUAAACGUGAUCCGCGUCUUAGCAGUCAAGACGGAAGAUGAGAACCAUGUCAUCGACCGAUGCGUCGUACGUUUUUCCAGUCUGUUGAGACUUCAACAAGUGUUGGCCUGGAGUAAAAGAUUUGCCAACAACACUAGAGCAAAACUACGUGAUGAAAAACCCAUGGUCGGAGAGCUAACGGAAUUGGUUUUUGCUGAAGAACUCUACGCCCUUCGCAAGAAUCUGGAACUACAACUCAGAUCAAAACUUCGCACCUUCCGGCCCUUCUUGGAUGAAGUCGGACUGAUGCGAAUUGGCGGACGUAUCCUUCAAGCGCCGAUCGACUAUGCAGCUAUGCACCCCAUACUUCUACCAGCAUCUCAACUUUUAACGAAAAGGAUAAUUUGGGACCACCACGUUAGACACAUGAACGUUAAGACUGAAAGAUUGUUGACAGACUUACGUGCACGCUUUUGGAUCCUUUUCGGACGCAAAGUGGUAAAAUCUUUCAUCAACAACUGCUGGCCUUGCAAACGCACGUCGGCAAAACCUAGUCCUCCGUUGAUGGCUUCACUACCAGUCCAUCGUUUGACACCUCAUCUGACUGCGUGCACGUACACAGGGAUCGACUACUUCGGGCCCUUGACCGUACGAGUUGGUGGAAGGGGAAGAAGACACGAAAAACGUUGGGUUAGCCUAUUCACGUGCCUGACGACGCGAGCAGUUCACCUAGAGGUAGCCAACGGACUUAGUAUGGAGAAAUUCUUACUCUGUUUCUCCCGUUUUGUGAGUCUACGCAGAAAACCUAAGGUCGUUUACAGCGACAAUGGAACGAAUUUUGUCGCCGCCGAGCAGGAGUUACGACAAGCCUUGGAAGAACUCACCAGUAAACACGAUGAGCUCCCAACAGUAAUGGCUUGUCAACAGAUUGAGUGGCACUUCUCUGCACCCCAUGGGCCCCACUUCGGUGGUGUUUGGGAAAGGAUUGUACAAUCCUGCAAACAGGCAAUGAAGACCAGCAUCGGUAAUUGCCUAGUCACGGACCAAGUGCUACGAACCGUGAUCGCUGAGGUAGCAGCUUUAUUAAAUGCUCGGCCGUUAACACAUCUUAGUGUGGACCCAGAAGACCCGGAUCCGUUAACGCCAAACCACUUUCUAUACGGUGGAGCUCGGCCAUACUUGCCCCUACAAUUGGCCGACGUGGAAGACAUGAACGACAAUCGCAACUCAAACUCUGGUGGAGAAGUCACUAAGCUCAGCGCCACCUAUAUUCAAGUUUAA
This is a messenger RNA of Daphnia carinata, 2196 nucleotides long. RefSeq lists its product as uncharacterized. Bases 1 to 2196 code for a protein of 731 amino acids. Lineage: Eukaryota; Metazoa; Arthropoda; Branchiopoda; Diplostraca; Daphniidae. The record is from RefSeq and is a predicted model, not a curated record. Gene Ontology annotation, biological process: DNA integration. The transcript is spliced from 5 exons. Gene Ontology annotation, molecular function: nucleic acid binding.